CCCAAUCCCCCGCCCCGGCCGGAACCAAUUGAGCAAUCCGUUCUCUGCUGCCCUUAGGAUUUCGACUCCGCCUCGAAUUCUAUCCUGUGGUACACAAAUAUUCAGUACCGGGCUACAUUGAGCUGCGCCUGCCGAACAAAAUCCAGUCACGAGGGUUAUAAAGAAAGCGUGUUCAUAUUCUGUGGUGAAGAAGAUUUGUUCGAUCCAAAAUGUCUCUACUGGACCAUCAGAAAGGAAAAUCGGCGCGAUUGUCCUUAAGUGCCUGCAACAGCAGCAAACGUCGCCGGCGCGUCACUGUACAUGUAUCCAGCGUCUCCCCUGGUGCGGGCACGGCGGCGCAUUCCCCCUGGGCGUCGAUGAAUGAAGAUUUGGUUCGCCUGAUCUCUUGGCGGGUGCUGGCGGGCGACUUGCUGGACUAUGUCCGCUUCCGCGCGGUCUGCCCCCACUGGCGGUCCAGCACGGUCUGUCCACGCGGCCGCGGUGUCAUCGAUCCACGGUUUCACCCGCGUCGCUGGAUGAUGUUACCGGAGGGCCACGGCCUUUACCCGGCCAACAGCAGGCUCCGCGGCUACAUUCGCUUCUUCAACCUAGACUCAGGGAAGUUUGUUCGCAUCAAGCUCCCGAUCUUCAAGGACCACUGCAUCCUUGACUCGGUGGACGGUCUGCUAGUCAUGCAUAGGGAUGAAGACACAGCCAUUCGCAUCUUCCACCCUUUCACUGGUGAUGUCGUCGACCUCCCACGACUUGUGACCCUUGUGCCGCAGAUUAACCCAGGCCUGCCUGGGGCUUUCACCAUGUGCAUAAGUUCUACUACCUCAGAGGAGUAUGCACUUCCUUAAGUGUCAGUGCUGCCGGAGUCAUCACCAUCUUGCUUGCACUGCAUCGGAUGGGCUGUGUAGCCUACGCUACCUCCCGGGAUCAGCAAUGGCACUUAUCAACCUGGUCGCUUAGUUAUAAUGCUGCUAGAGUACGUAAUGGGCCUAAUGGGUCCAUUAGUCUUAGGGUUAAUUAGAGAUAAGGAUCGUUGC
Messenger RNA from Triticum aestivum (bread wheat), 1028 nucleotides. RefSeq lists its product as uncharacterized. The record is from RefSeq and is a predicted model, not a curated record. The transcript is spliced from 2 exons. Bases 210 to 839 code for a protein of 209 amino acids. Lineage: Eukaryota; Viridiplantae; Streptophyta; Magnoliopsida; Poales; Poaceae.